Molecule: messenger RNA, 3647 nt
Organism: Dreissena polymorpha
Lineage: Eukaryota; Metazoa; Mollusca; Bivalvia; Myida; Dreissenidae
Exons: 5
Coding region: 151-1482 (443 amino acids)
Biological process (GO): proteolysis
Molecular function (GO): cysteine-type endopeptidase activity
Source: RefSeq, a predicted model, not a curated record
GGUACAUGCGCAGCAGAUAAGUGACGUAAACCGGCUUAACAAAGUACAGGCAAUCUGGGUUACCAGGUUUACCGUAAAUUAAAUUUGGAACUAUUGUGGAAUUCUAGUAUUGCUCAAUACCUUUGCGUUAUUUCAAUUUUCCAAUCAAUAAUGGAAUCUGCAAACAGAGUAACAAGUUCAACUGAAACUGUCGGAGAGGCAGUCAUUAUUUCAAAUGAAUUUUCUGAAAAUAUGAGAUGUCAUCGCAGAAGAGCAAUGGUCGAAAAGGAGAACUUGAUGAAGGUCACAAACAGAUUGCAGUUUGAACGUCUUAACGAAUCAAGACUUAACGGGGACAUCUCCUUGCCAUUAUGGGACCAUAAUACUGUUGCCAAUCCGACAAAAUGCGAUGCUCAAGAGCCGCAAUGCAUCAAAUGUUUAAUACAAUACAAAGCAAAGAAAAGAACAAAAUAUUUCUUGUUCGCGAUAUGUUCACAUGGACUUACAAAGGACGGAGAUCUCUGUAUUGCAUUGGCCGAUGAAUCCCCUCAACCAUCAAGUGCGCAGGGACCAAGAAAAGCAACAGAUUGUGAGAAAUUCAUCAAGCUUGGCGACAUUUUAAGAUUUCUUAAAGACUGUGAAAAGUUGAAAACAAAAAUAGUUAUUCUGAUUAUUGAGACGUGCAGGAUGAUAGGAUCUAUUGCAGAAUGUGAAGAUCCUGGAGUGAGCAUGGAAGUCGCCGAAGACCUGCCUGUCAAUAUGGAAACAGCGUCUAAUUCGACGGCUCAACAGGUCGACCAUCGACACCGUCUUGUUGGGCAAGAGACAGACAUGAAUGUGGUAACAGUGAUGCCUGACGAACAAUCGGAUACAUGCGCAGUUUCGUUAGCAAUUCCUACAAACUACAUAGUUGUGUUUGGUACAACAUUAGAUAGGCCCUCGUACAGUGAUCCCGUCACUGGAUCUUGGUUGGAAGACGCUCUCUCCGAGGAAAUAGAAAAAUACACAACAGCCAAGUGUGAGAAUUUAAACUUCUUGCAGUUCCUUACAAAGGUCGCCUUCAACGUGGCUAAACGCGAGGUACAAUUAGUAAGAACAGUAACGUCCCCAACCGCUACUCACACAUCAGAUGCCGGAAUGACAGAUAAAGAACGUACACUAAAAGAGCAAGGUUGUAAUGUCGUUGUAGAUCAUUCCGAUUCAGCCACAAUUAGCGGAUCAAAUGUCGUUCCAGACAAUUGUGGUAAACCAGGAUCGAAAUGUUCUAUCCAAAUUACCCAUCGCCUCACAGAACCAAUAACUUUUAAACUGAAAGAAAUUGAAGACGAAAUGGAAUGCACGUUAAUGUUAACAUUAAGUCCUUUAAACUACGAUUUACUUUUUGUUGGUAAAAUCAGAUCGUAUCCCUUUUUACAAAAAGACGAGAUGCAAGUGGUUCUCAUUUUUGUUAAAUCGCUUUUCUGGUGCAUCGUUUCACGUACGGCCAUUUUUUUAGCAGUUUGAUUUGAAUUGUGAUGCUAGGAGGUACUAUUUUAUUCACACCUUCAGUUAUUUAUAAGAUCGGUCAUUAAUUAUGUUUGGUCGCUCGUUAACACAUUUGUUAAAUCCCCAAUGAUGUUUUUCAUAUGCUGUUCCAAGGCGGUGACCGCGGUGUUACUCAUCGUUGAUUGUUAUUGGAAUUUGUUUUGUUAAAAUGCAUGGCGAUCCAUUAUUUGUCUGAAAUGUAUUGCCUUGUUGCGAUGAUAAAAAAUAAUAUAAUGCUAAUUCGAUUGAAGAUUUACUUGGCUUAUGUAUAAGUUGUUAUACAUGCAUCCUAUGUUGUGUAAAAACAAUCCAGUUUGAGUACGGUAUUGACGAAUUCCUUAUUAAACACACUUAAACUUUGUCAUAGCACGUGCACAAUACACAUUCAAAUCAAAACGAAUGAUAGCAAGCAAUUAUUCGUUGUUGUUUUUUCAUAUAAUACAUUUCACCCAUAAAAUAGAUUUGACUAAUUACAUGUUUUUCCAUAGACAUUUAUGCUUCUGUAAUGCAUUUGAUAAAUAACCUAAAGUCGUAUGUGUAUAUAAGGUUAAUCAAUUGCCUGUGAAGAUAUAUUGUUUUUACCAAACACAACACACAAUUUAUUCCCUGAGUUGUGAUUUAAAUUGUAGUAUUUUUCUCAUUUAAAUAGUGAUUUAGACAUGUGUCUUAUCAUAAAUAAAAAGCUAUCCAACUUUUGUAAUAUAAUAUUUAGUCUUGCAAGGUUAUUGUCAACCGUGUACGAGCUAUGCAAAACUCAAAUAUUGUGCAUACAUUGUUUUUUAUUUGUUUUUUUUUCUGUGAUAUAUAUGCACAUACAAUGUUUUGAGUAAGGCCAAAUCAUUCGCAGUCGAUUAUAUAGUUUUUUUCUAGUAUUUCCUAUUUCCGGUUAUGUUUUAACUUAUAUAGGUGUUAUGUCCACGCUUUGUUAAUUACAACACUGCAGUUACGCUAUUGCUUAUAUGAGCUUGUAUAUUGAUUAGUGAUUUAUAAACGUUUUGAGACCAUUUAUUUUAUCAGUAUGUCAUGUACGUUAAUGACAUUUGCCGACAAAUUUAUCAAUCUGUUCGUUUUUGUUGUUGUUCUUUUUUAUUCGUACUAACGUCGCCUUUUGAUUUUAAACUGCCAUUUUGAAAACAAAGGAUUACACUAUUGUUAAAACGUCGAGACAUCUCUUAAAUAACGCCUUAACAAUGUAAAUUAUAACCUUAAAGUUUAGGACAGCGACGAUUGGAUUAAAAUCGGACCCUUAGCUACGGUAAUGUUUAUGCUUUUUAAUACAAUGUUAAAUCUGUGAUAAUAUUAAUUUUACUUUGGCAUCUUAUGAGCUCACAUUUAACUCUUACAUUUACUCGUAAUACAACUGCAAGCUAAUUCACCCUUGCAGCAAAUACAAUCAGCUGUUAGCUUGCUUUUCACACAAUUAGAUAAAACAAAGGCAUAAGGAGAGUGGUUUAUAAUUCAAAUAUAAUACACAUCUUUUGUGUAUUAUACAUAAUACGAGUACUUUACAUAAAAACAAACUACGAAAUCUAGCAUUGUACACCCUGUAUUACCAUGUCUUCAUGAGAUGCGAGAAUAUAAGCUAGGUGCUGAAAGCUUGUUUUUGCAUUUAAGAUAUGCCAUCGUUCCUAAAAAAGAUGUUAUUUCUUUUGUUGUUGAGUAUCUUAGCUAUAUAACCACCAAAUUGCAAUACAAUUGAAUUAUUACGAUCUGUUAUUACUUUUUUAAUUUAAAAUGUAAAUUUCGAUAUUCUGCUGUCAUUUUUUUACACGUCUGUGAUUUGUGAUCAAUUCUGGACUCAAUUAUAGGUCAAGUCAAUCAUCAAACGUUCAAAACCUGUUGAGUUUAACGUUUCAAGGCGGUCACCUCAUUUUUAGUUGGUCGCUUAGCGACCAGAUAAUGUUGUUAUUCAAAAUUUCAAGUCGGUUCGGCUUUUCUACGGAGAGCCUUCUACCUGCCACAUCAGCGCGAGAAAGAGUUGUAUAAUUUAUGCAACAGGUUUGAGUUCUCCAACCAUAUUCAUUCACAAUUUGAAACAUUAUGUGAAUAUCGUGUUACAUGUAAUAGUUUCGAACGGAGCUUAUAUAGAAAAGAAUCAAUAAACAAUUAUUGUUUUAUACAUGUCGCGGAAGAGAUUGUUUAUG